This is a messenger RNA of Cladophialophora carrionii CBS 160.54, 168 nucleotides long. RefSeq lists its product as uncharacterized. The record is from RefSeq and is a predicted model, not a curated record. The transcript has a single exon. Lineage: Eukaryota; Fungi; Ascomycota; Eurotiomycetes; Chaetothyriales; Herpotrichiellaceae. The coding region runs from base 1 to 168 and encodes 55 amino acids.
AUGUUCGCGGGGUCCUUUCACCGUGCAAUAUCGUCUCAUCUACUCUGUCACACUUUACUGGUGCGGCGAACCUGUUCGUUCCCGGGAAGAGAUGGAUCGAGCGAUAGAGCUAGCACUGGAGCUCGAAAUGCAUCGUCGGAGUUUUGCAACUCAGCAUGGACGCGGUGA